AUGGCACGAAAGCUCGUGACCGUCCGGCGAGUCUCCGCCGUGAAGCCCAUACCCGGCGCCGACCGGAUUGAGACGGCCAUCGUCGACGGAUGGCAGUGCGUUGUGAAAGUCGAUUCCUUCCGACCGGGCGACCUGGGCGUCUUCUUCGAGAUCGACAGCUUCCUGCCGGCGUCCGACCCGCGGUGGGCCUUCCUGGACGCACAGUUCACCACCUUGGAGGACGCCAGGGGCUUCCGGGUCAAGAGCAUGAAGAUGAGGGGCCAGAUCUCCCAGGGACUGCUGCAGCCGCUCGACGUGUUCCCAGAGGUUAAGGGGGUGCUCGAGGAGUUGGGGCGGACACUGGAGAGUAGAGAGGAGGCUGUCAAGUCUAUUCUGGACCUCGCCUUUGAGGAGAAGCUAGGCGUGAAGAAGUGGGAGCGAUCGAUACCCGGGGCUGCCUAUGGGAAGGGCUCCAUUCUUCCACCGGAGCAGCAGGUCGCCAUGGGGCCAUUUCCCGAUUUCAUCGAGAGAACGGACCAGGAGCGGAUCCAGAAUCUGCCCAAAGUGUUUGAGGAGUGGGGAGACAAGGUAUUCCAGGAGACGACCAAGAUGGACGGCUCAUCAAUGACCGUCUAUUACCUGCGAAAGGACGCUCCAAUGUUUGACCUCCUGCCGCCUUUGAACCCCACGGGUGGCCAGUCUGGCGUCAUGGAAAACGGCCGAGUCGGCGUCUGCUCUCGAAACAUCGAGCUUGUGGAGCGGGAGAAGAGCUUCUUCUGGGAGGUUGCGCUGAAAAACAACCUUCUCGAGAAACUAGCUAAACUAGACCGCAACAUUGCCAUCCAGGGCGAGCUCUGCGGGAGCACGAUCCAGAGCAACUUCGAGGGCUUCCCCAAAGGAUUUCAUGAUUUCUAUCUCUUCUCGGUCUGGGAUAUUGACGAGCAGAAACAUCUUCCCCCUCGACAGACCGAGCAAUGGGCCAAGGACCUGGGUCUUAAACAUGUCCCAGUGCACGGCUACACUAAGCUCAGUGACCUCGGGGCAUCUGUGGAGGAGCUGUUGAAGCGAGCGGAGGGCAAGGGUAUGAAUGGAAAGAAAAGAGAGGGCAUAGUGCUCAAGCACGAGGACGGGGUGUUUAGCUUUAAGGCGAUUUCUAACUCGUAUCUGCUGAAGCAUGGAGAGUAA
This is a messenger RNA of Phaeoacremonium minimum UCRPA7, 1164 nucleotides long. Its product is annotated as putative rna drb0094 family protein. The transcript has a single exon. The coding region runs from base 1 to 1164 and encodes 387 amino acids. The record is from RefSeq and is a predicted model, not a curated record. Lineage: Eukaryota; Fungi; Ascomycota; Sordariomycetes; Togniniales; Togniniaceae.